Molecule: messenger RNA, 1162 nt
Organism: Dermacentor andersoni
Lineage: Eukaryota; Metazoa; Arthropoda; Arachnida; Ixodida; Ixodidae
Gene: Gem2
Product: Gemin 2
Biological process (GO): spliceosomal complex assembly; spliceosomal snRNP assembly
Cellular component (GO): nucleus; spliceosomal complex; SMN complex
Source: RefSeq, a predicted model, not a curated record
ACAUCUUCUUGGCCUUCUCGCGUAGUUAUACUAUACCGUUAUCUAGCUUCAUGACUGUCUUUUUUUAUUCUUGUUGUUCUUUCACCAUGGUGGCAUAGGUAGCAGGUAGUCUGCUGUGAAUGGUGAAAGCCGCGAAAACACCGUGCCGUUGUGCGAAGUGCUGCCUUCAAUAUGCACAGAUGUUUACACCACCAGAGCCUCAUCGAUGUCAAGUGACACUCGUCGUACCGUAGUGUUCGGUGGCUAAAACUCCCGAUCUCUGCAAAACGACUCAUUCUGCAUCAGUGCCAGCAAAACAGAGAAUUGCAAAAAACAUGUCAGACGACGACAAGCCCGAGCUUAUGUACCCUGCCUUUCCUGUGGAAGACACUGGGGAAGAAUAUGACUUGGACCUCCCUCCCACAACAGCAAAUGAAUACUUGAGAAGGGUCCAAUUAGAAGCCAGCAAUUGCCCCGAUGUUGUUGUGGCAGACUUGGACACUAGCCAGUUUCUGACCAAGCAAACUGUAUCUUUCAGUAACUCUAAUGAUUGUCCACCACCCCCAGAGGGUUUUGCGCCUUCACGUGAAUGGCAGAGGAAACAGGUCUACAACUUCCACAUUGCUAGAGAGAAAAUCAUCAAACGGAAGGCCCUUUUGAAAAGGAGUAAGGAAAGGUGUUCUGUGAAGCUGCCCAGAUUUGAAGAGAAGGACCGAUGGAAGGCCAUCUUUUGCGGCUCUGCUGCACCAAGCAUUCAUCCUCUUGUCAGCAUUGUCACUACCAUCCCACAGCAAUCAAUAGAAGCAGUAAUCAGCUACAGUGCACGAUGGAUUGAAGAGGAAGGGUUCUGUGCUAGUAUGGGAAAGUGGCUGUAUGCCCUGCUCGCUUGUGUGGAGAAGCCACUGCACCCAGAUAUGUGCUCCAACAUCCGUGCCUUGGCACGUGCUUGUGCAUCAGCAAGGAGGAAAUUGACAUCCAAAGAUGACCCCAACCUUGCACCUUUGAACCUCAUCAUAUGCCUCAUCGCUUGCUACUUCAACCAGACAGACUUGGCGGACAAUUGAAGAAACAAGAAAGAAAGGCUGCAUCCAAGACGCCAACACACUGGAAACAUUGCCAACAUCCAUCAUGCUUUAAUAAUAUUCGUUUAAUAAUAAAUAUGAAUGAAAAUGUUUCUACAUUA